Messenger RNA from Selaginella moellendorffii, 1730 nucleotides. RefSeq lists its product as uncharacterized. Bases 109 to 1551 code for a protein of 480 amino acids. The record is from RefSeq and is a predicted model, not a curated record. NCBI's taxonomy places the organism in Eukaryota, Viridiplantae, Streptophyta, Lycopodiopsida, Selaginellales, Selaginellaceae. The transcript is spliced from 15 exons.
UUGAUUCUUCGCAGAGCUCUAGAUCUCAGGCUCCGGCGGGCUGGGCUGGAUUUUAAAAGCAGCGGAUUAUAUCGGCCCCCACAGAGGGCUUAUCCGCGAAACACGGGCAUGUCGGAGAUAGAGUUCCAAGAAGAAGAUCAUAGCAUUCGACUCAAGCGCGAGGUCGUGAUCGAAACGCCCAAGAAGGAGCUCAUUGCUAAGUUGAGCUCCUGCAUUGCUGAUCCAGAUGAACGGCAUGAGUUCCAGCUCUUUUGUCAGAGGAUGGAGCAAAUGUUCGGCUUGCAAUUUCGUACCAGGAAGGAACAGUUAACUGAGCUGUAUGAUCUGUUCAACCCACUUGGGAACAGCUCGAGCAAGAUUGAAGAAAUUUCGGAUCUUCAAGUGAAAGAACACGAGGCACGAUUUUUGGAGCACUUUGCGAGUAUCAUGAGCAAGAGCAACUUCAAGGCUUUGAGCGACUACGAAUGGAAUGUGGCUACCUCCAGUCAGUAUCUCUUUCAUCUUCCUACAAGGAUCGAUAAAACACAGCUUGAUGACGAGCUCUUCGUAGAUACUCCAUACUCAAACCCUUCAAACACGGAUCUGGGUCGAUUUUACGUUGUGUUUCGCCGAGGUAUUGGAACGGAUCAAAAGAGAGCUUACUUCUUCAAAGCGAAGCUGGAUUAUAUUGUUCAGUUUUGUUGGGAUGCGACAUUCAAGAAACUGUGGAACCGCCUCAGAUCAUGCGUCGGGAAAUCCAAAGCGCACGGACAAGCAAUGUUAAGAACCGCGCACACUUCUUCAGACAAAUACGUCUCCGUAAAGCGGAUCCACAUCUCAAACUCGUUCGAGCUGAAAGACUUUUUCAAAAGGUUUACCCUGCAAGAUCCGACUUUUGAUCACACGAUCAUAGUUUACAGGAAAGUCACGGAGUUGUGUGAUGCUAAGAGAAAGAAAGACUUUGGAAUCUACAUAAAACACUACAAGGAAAUUCCUAUGGCGGACAUGGAACUAGUCCUCCCCGCUAAGAAGCAUCCAAGGCUCCCUUUGCAGGACUGGAUAAAACUUAUUGUUUUCGCUUUGAUCUGUGUGGCAGCAAUUGUUUCGGCAUUGAGACGACGUUCUCAAGCGGCCAUCGUGAUUGGUAUUGUUGUUGCGUUUGUCAGCUACGCCAUGAAGAUCUACGUAACGUUUAAUAUGAAUGUUCUCGAGUACGAACGAGACAUCAACAAUCUCAUGGCUGGGAAACUACUCGACUGUGGACAUGGAACACUUCUCCAUGUCCUCGACGAAGCUAUCCAGCAGGAGGUGAAAGAGGCGAUCAUAGCGUACUUUGUGCUGAUGAGAAACCCUGGCGGAGCCAUCAGUGAAGAGGAACUGCGGCGCCGAUGCAAUGAAGUGAUUGAUAGCUACUUCGAGAAUGGGACAAGUGAAUUUGAGGUCAAGGACGCUGUGGAUAAACUCCGAAGGCUUGGAAUUAUAAUGGAGAGGGAUGGGCGGAUCAAGCACGUAUUGGUGAGAGAGGCAAACGAGAAACUCCUCGCUAGAAUGAUGGAGUCAUUGUGUGAAUGAAGGCAACAAUUAAAGCUUUGGCAUCGUCCUCUUCUAGAUUACCAAGGCGAGCAUCACAUAGAGAAACUCAAGCGAUGCGAGCACAAAGUGGAGCUCCAUCGAUGGAAACUUGUAGCUGGGAUCCAGCGCAAUGUUGUAGCACAGCUCCAAGUUAUACAGCGAGACAUAGGAUUUAAUGA